Messenger RNA from Acomys russatus (golden spiny mouse), 2207 nucleotides. It is a transcript of the gene Nr2c1, whose product is annotated as nuclear receptor subfamily 2 group C member 1. The transcript is spliced from 14 exons. Gene Ontology annotation, molecular function: nuclear receptor activity; RNA polymerase II cis-regulatory region sequence-specific DNA binding; zinc ion binding. Bases 205 to 1980 code for a protein of 591 amino acids. The record is from RefSeq and is a predicted model, not a curated record. Lineage: Eukaryota; Metazoa; Chordata; Mammalia; Rodentia; Muridae. Gene Ontology annotation, biological process: cell differentiation; negative regulation of transcription by RNA polymerase II; anatomical structure development.
CGGCUGGCCGCUUAUCCAAUGCGCAGGCGCCGAGAGCACCGCGCAGAGCCGAGCCGAGGGUGGGGUCACGAACUCUGACCCCCCACCCCCAAAUACACAAACCUAGAAAGCUCCCCAGUACCCUUGGCCUCGGGGUCCCUCUCGAUUCAGAUCUCUCCAGCCCAGCGGCCGCCGCGGCGGGAGGGAUAUUUUGACAGUUAGGUCAUGGCGACCAUAGAAGAAAUUGCACACCAAAUUAUUGAACAACAGAUGGGUGAGAUUGUUACAGAUCAGCAGACGGGACAGAAAAUCCAGAUCGUGACAGCGCUUGACCAUAGCACACAGAGCAAGCAGUUCAUCCUGGCAGAUCAUGAGGGCUCCACCCCAGGAAAAGUUUUCCUCACAACUCCAGAUGCAGCAGGUGUCAAUCAGUUGUUUUUCACCACUCCUGAUCUGUCUGCAUCACACCUCCAGCUCUUAACAGAAAAUUCUCCUGACCAGGGACCAAAUAAGGUUUUUGAUCUUUGUGUAGUAUGCGGAGACAAAGCAUCAGGACGUCAUUAUGGAGCGAUAACUUGCGAAGGCUGCAAAGGAUUUUUUAAAAGAAGCAUCCGGAAAAACUUAGUAUAUUCAUGUCGAGGAUCGAAAGACUGCAUUAUUAACAAGCACCACCGGAACCGCUGCCAAUACUGCAGGCUGCAGCGGUGCAUCGCCUUUGGAAUGAAACAAGACUCUGUUCAGUGUGAGAGAAAACCCAUAGAAAUAUCCAGAGAAAAAUCUUCUAACUGUGCAGCUUCAACAGAAAAAAUCUACAUCCGCAAAGACCUACGAAGCCCUCUGGCCGCCAUGCCAACCUUUGUAACGGACAGCGAGACCGCCAGGUCAUCUGGACUGUUGGAUUCAGGAAUGUUCGUGAAUAUUCACCAGUCAGGAAUAAAAACAGAAUCAGAUAUGCUGAUGACACCAGAUAAGGCUGAAUCACACCAGGGAGACUUAAGCACACUGGCCAGUGUGGUCACGUCAUUAGCAAAUCUCGGCAAAGCCAAGGCCCUAUCUCCCAGUGGUAGCGAUAUGCCUGUAGUGGAGAGCUUGCGCAAUGGUGAUGCGCCCUUCUGUGCAUUUCAUCACGAUGGCCAGACCAAUAGUGAUGUCUCAAGGGCAUUUGACACUCUUGCCAAAGCGUUGCCUCCCGGAGAAAGCGCAGCCUCCUGUCAGAGCUCCAUAGAGGGCAUGGAAGGAAACAUGCAUCUAACUGCUGGCGAGUCGGGCUACAUGGAGAAAGAGGGGCCACUUCUCAGCGAGUCACAUGUAGUUUUCAGGCUCACCAUGCCUUCUCCUAUGCCCGAGUACCUGAAUGUGCACUACAUUGGGGAGUCGGCCUCCAGACUGCUGUUCUUGUCGAUGCACUGGGCACUUUCCAUCCCUUCUUUCCAGGCGCUAGGGCAAGAAAACAGCAUAUCAUUGGUAAAAGCGUAUUGGAAUGAACUCUUCACACUUGGUCUUGCUCAAUGCUGGCAAGUGAUGAAUGUAGCAACUAUAUUAGCUACAUUUGUCAAUUGUCUUCACAGUAGUCUUCAGCAAGAUAAAAUGUCACCAGAAAGGAGAAAGUCAUUGAUGGAGCACAUCUUCAAGUUGCAGGAGUUUUGUAACAGCAUGGUUAAGCUCUGCAUCGACGGAUACGAAUACGCCUACCUGAAGGCAAUAGUGCUCUUCAGUCCAGAUCACCCAGGCCUGGAGAAUAUGGAGCUGAUUGAGAAAUUCCAGGAAAAGGCUUAUGUGGAAUUCCAGGAUUAUAUCACAAGGACCUAUCCAGAGGACACCUACAGGCUGUCUAAAUUACUUCUCCGACUGCCGGCCUUGAGACUGAUGAGCGCCACCAUCACUGAAGAAUUGUUCUUCAAAGGUCUCAUUGGGAACGUACGGAUUGACAGUGUCAUCCCACAUAUCUUAAAAAUGGAGCCUGCAGAUUACAACUCUCAAAUAAUCGGUCACAGCCUUUGAAAGCUGAGGUCAUGUUGCUAUGAACUGAGUUUACUGUCCCUCCUUGGGACACAGGAAACCAAAUGGAACUGUUGCUUCCAGGGCACCUGCAAAUAUUAACUUUAAGAGUAACCAAAACUGAAAGUAUUUUUCUUUUGGAUUCCUUAGGAAGAAUUUAAAUGACCAGCCAGGGGUCGGGAAUCAGACUUCCCUGUCUGUCCUAUGGGGAUGAAUACGAAAUGGUAGGA